AGGUAAUCAACAAUGCUUGCGCAACCCAGAAAAUCCUGUCCAUCCUAAUGAACUCUGCUAACAUAGAUAUCGGUCCUGAAUUAUCGAAACUGAAAGAAUUCACCAAGAACUUCCCACCAGAGCUCAAAGGCUUAGCCAUCAACAAUAGUGAAGCUAUACGUGCGGCUCACAACAGUUUUGCAAGACCCGAGCCUUUCAUCUCUGAUGAACAGAAAAUCGCUGGAAAAGACGAUGAUGUGUACCACUUCAUCAGUCUCGGCCAGUGCUCCAACGACCUUGAUUGGCUCAAACUGGUUGGACCGGUGAUACAGGAACGCAUCGAGAGGUAUGCCAAGAGCGAGAUAAGGUUCAAUCUCUUGGCGGUGAUCAAGAACAGUAAAAAGAUGUACACCGCCGAGCUGAAGGAGCUCCAGAGGCAGAGGGAAAGGAUCCUGGCAGCUUCUCAAGCUGAAGGGGCCAGCGGGGGCAGCUACGAAUCGAUGAGCAAGUCAUUGUCCGAGUCGUUGUCCGAGGUGAACAGUGGGAUCGAGACCACAACUGCAAAGAUCCUGAUGGAGGAGGAGAAGUUCAAGAAGUGGAGAACCGAGAACAUUAGGAGGAAGCACAAUUACAUCCCGUUCCUGUUCAACUUCCUCAAGAUCCUUGCUGAGAAGAAGAAGCUCAAGCCUCUGGUCGAGAAAGCUAAGCAAAAGGCUGGCAACGCCAAGUGAAACAAAGACCAAUGGUAAACUCUAUCGGACGACUUCAAUCCAGUCUGUACCUUGUUUUUGUGUCAUUUGAAAACUUCUUUUGUUUAAGAUUUCUAUCUAUGGCUUUUUGGAUGCUCUAGAAUGCAUAUCUUCAAGCAGAGUUACCGAGUUCAGAUGAGGCAGUGGAGAUCUCGCUCCUGAUUCUUGUAACUGG
This is a messenger RNA of Linum tenue, 903 nucleotides long. NCBI's taxonomy places the organism in Eukaryota, Viridiplantae, Streptophyta, Magnoliopsida, Malpighiales, Linaceae. The record is from the annotation of a GenBank genome assembly.